GGGCUGUCGGUUAGACAGCUGCUUACACACAUACCCAGAGAAGAGACUUCCUCCUUCGGCAGGGCAGUGUGCGUUUGGCAGGAGAGGAAUACACCCGGAGACCCGCAUACUGCCGCCCCUGCCCCGCACCAUGCACACUGCGCGAUGAGCCGGCAGGCGGCGUGACUCCCGCGGACCGAUGGAUCGCGCGCCGAAUGUCACCGCGGCCGGAGUCGGGGGUCGCGGGCUGUGGAACGUGGAGUACCUUAUUACCUGCUUCGCCGAUGACAAAGUCUGUGUGUCCUUCGGCCUGUGGCUCCUGUCCUGCUCGUUCUGGUUCACCUCCAGCUCCCUGCAUUUCUACUUAAAAUGCAAGAGAAAAUCUACGUACAAUGAAUAUGUGUUUUGGGACAUUUAUAGCUUUUUUGGUUCCAUGUGUAAUACAAUUGGCGCCCUCUUGUCCAAGCAACUUACCAUCCAGGUUAUUACUGGAGCUUAUAUGGCAUUAGCAGAUAUCAUUCAUUUUAUACUCACUCUCUUUCCUGUCCGUAAUUCCAGACACAGAUUAAGAUCUGAUCGACGAAACUCUGGAAAAAAGAAGAACCAUCAACCCAUACUAUCUGCGCUGUCGGUUUCAUUAUUCCUGGGAUUUGGAUGUUAUGCUCUUAGACAGAAUGAAUAUCCAUACUACACAGUGUCUCACGCUCCACAAAGGAGACUGCUCGGGACUGCACUGCAGGAAAGUACAGAUAUUGUGGGAUUCACACUUGGAAUAAUUGCCGUUAUUGUGUCGUGGACCGUCAGGGUGCCCAUCAUAACAAAAGUAUGCAGGGGGUUGGUAUUCCCACUUCUGCAGAUCUGGGCAAUUAUCUUCUCUGCUUUGGCCAGCAUCAUGUAUACUGCAGCCAUCAUGUCUCACGACCGCAAUCCAGAAUACUUUGUAAGAGCAAUUCCUUGGUUCCUCAUCUCCAUGGGCGCUGCUGCUAUGGAUGUUGCCCUUGCAAUUCUGUCCUGCAUGAUGAAAAACAGGGUGUUGCAUCAAAUGGGGUUUGUAGUGGAAGAGAUGAAUGAUACGGACACCUGUGAGCUUCUGGAACAGGGUGACAACGAGGAGCUGGCAGAUGGCAACCACAAGCCCAAUGACGAAGGGGACUCCAGCUGGGCACCCAUAAAAAUUGUCCCCAAAAGAAGCCUUAGCAACAGGUCCUCAAUCGAUAGCUGUGUGAAGCUGAGCAUCGAACCGGUGCAAGAGAAUGAGGUCGGUGUGGUGAGGUUGCCUGGUGAUGGACAGACCAGUCCUGGAGCUAUUUUCAACCAUGGGACCUGCUAUUACCCACACAUACCUGUGUGUCGCCCUGCACUGGUCACCAUAACCAAGGGAUCUUCUAGUUCCUCUGAGGUGUCCUCUACUAACUCUGAACUGGAGCAUUUCCAUCCUGGGACCACAGGUGAUGAUUCAAGGCACUUGCAAAAUGCAUUUAGGGAGAAAGCCCUGAUCCCCUCUGCCUCUCUAGAAUUGAAUUGCAGCAAAUGGGACUUUGAAGAUUUUAACCAGCAAUGGGAUUUUCCAGAUAUAAAUCCCAAUGAGAGUUCAGUCAUGAGUGCUGGUAUCGUGGCACCCUUGUUGGGCAGAAAGUAGAAAUACAGCUUCCAUGAGUUACCAAAAGCACUUCAGCUGAAAAGACUGUUUCAUUAACCCUAGAGAAGAACAUCUUAAUUUACUCAAGUUCUGUGGCAUCAUGGACCUCCGUAACACAAUAAAAAAUGAUGUAUUGCAA
Spea bombifrons (plains spadefoot toad) is the source of this 1757-nucleotide messenger RNA. It is a transcript of the gene TMEM44, whose product is annotated as transmembrane protein 44. The record is from RefSeq and is a predicted model, not a curated record. The transcript has 11 exons. Lineage: Eukaryota; Metazoa; Chordata; Amphibia; Anura; Pelobatidae. Bases 179 to 1618 code for a protein of 479 amino acids.